UCAAAUUGUUUAUAUAUAGUUCUACAACUUUCAUGACUGGUAUUUCAACUAUUACCGAAGUGGUAUUAAGUGGUAUUUAGUGGUAAAAAUUUAAUAUGAUUCUCAAUUACAAAAUUUUUCGUGUCAAAGUGGUGAAAAAAGUGUUUUUGUGAUCAAAAGGUUAAUAAAGGAUUAUUGAGGAUCAUUUUUUCGAGAUGUUGAAGAUACACAUGUUGGAACAAAUCAUCACAAAUGAUAACAGGGAUAAUGGUGAAGGAGGAGAAAGACGUCAACACAUUGGCUGGACGUCUCAACAUGGUGCAAAUGCAGGGGCACAAAACCCUGUGUCUCCGGAACGAAUUACGAAUACACCAAAUGGCAGGGAAAGGUUGACCAAUGGAAAUACACCUAGUCCACAAGCAAAUGGUGCACCUGAGAGAUUGAGAGGAGCAACUCAGGACCUGUUCGAACUUUUGGAACGCGUUCAGAGUUCCAGAAUUGACGACCAGAGAUGUUCUUUGCCUCCUUACUUCUCACAGACGACCAAAGGGUACCGCCUCUACCAAAUUCCCAAAACCACCAAAGUCUACAGCCUCACCAUCUGCAAUCUAACCAAAGUUCACCAGGGCUCCUGACGUCGUCUCAAAGGGCUCUGAGGGCAGUCCUUCAUGACAGGAGGAAUUCGUCUCAGAACCAACUGCCGAUGGUGGUUCUUCCACCAAAUGGUGGUUAUUGGGUUGAUGGCACCGAUCAUGAAUUGAGUGAUUCUAGGACGCCUUUGCAUGUUGUCAGUUCUUGGAGGAGCAAAUUUGAGACGGAUGAUACUGCCAAGUGUUAUAGGCGAUUCUUUGUUGGAAGGGAGCAUUCAAACCUGGUAGGCCACGACGACGUCCUAGGGCCAAUCCUGCUAUCAAUAAAAUCAGAAAAUGUAGCCAAUCAAGAACACACACGAGUCCUUCUCAGGAUGCGGUCAGGAACAUCACACCAACUUAUCUCAAAUGCCUGUUUGGGACCUUUACCAUCUCCUGUAAAAAUAGCAAAAUGGUUGCUGGACAACCUCAACGUUGAUAAUUUUAUGCCUGUGGUGUGCCCAAGAGCCUCAAAUCUGAUAGCCGGUUAUGAUGAACAUGUCAUAGUGUCCACUUUUAAAUUCGGAGUUCUGUAUCAAAAGUAUGGUCAGAUCACAGAAGAGGAAUUGUUUGGCAACAGGACGAGUUCGCCAGCUUUUGACGAAUUUUUGGAUAUGUUGGGAAGAAGGAUACCGCUGAAGGAUCAUAAAGGGUACAGAGGCGGUUUGGAUAUUCAGAAUGGGCAUACUGGCGAAGAAGCCUUGUACGAGGUUUUUCGUGAACGUGAAAUAAUGUUUCAUGUUAGUACAAUGCUACCAUACACAGAUGGAGAUCCUCAGCAGUUGCAACGGAAACGACAUAUCGGAAACGAUAUCGUGGCCAUAGUUUUUCAGGAACAGGCUACACCAUUUUGUCCUGAUAUGAUUGCUUCGCAUUUUCUGCACGCUUAUAUUGUUGUGCAACCUGUUGAACCUAAUACACCAAAUACUAGAUAUAAAAUUAGUGUAACAGCCAGAGACGACGUUCCAUUCUUCGGGCCAACUUUACCAACUCCGGCAGUUUUUCGAAAAAGUGCAGAACUCAAAGAGUUUCUUCUUACCAAGUUGAUAAACGCGGAAAAUGCUUGUUAUAAAGCUGAUAAAUUCGCCAAAUUGGAGCAGAGGACAAGAGCAAGUCUCCUGCAAAAUUUGGUCGAGGAAUUGAAGGAAAAAACAAGAGACUUUUUAGGAGGAGGAGCUGAAGGCAUGGUCAGGACGCCCACGCCGGAUACACCAAAGUCUGAAGGUGGUGCUGGUUCACGAUUCAUAGACACGGUGAAAAAGGUGCUGACAUCCAGAGUCAAAUCGCAGAGUUCAGACAACAGUCCGCCUCUGGAUCACAGACAUCAGCCUCUUACAUACAAAAGGUCUAAAGACAUGUCUUUAGUAAUAACAGAAAAUAUACCGACUACACCUAAUAGUGGAAGAUCGAUGAGUAUCAACGGUUCAAGCAACAAACAGCACAGCAACAAACAUUCUUCAUCGAUCAACAAAUCACCAACUGAUUCCAAUGGAAGAUCAUACAAUAAUAUUAAUAACAAUAGGAGUUCUCUAUCGAAUGCACCAACUAUUGCAAUGUCUGAAACCAGCGAUGAUUCUUCCCUGAACAGUGUCGACUUGGAUCCACUUGAUUAACACCUAUUUCUAUUACUACCAGGUGGGACUUAUGUAGACAGCGAUACAGGUUUAGAAUCAAUGUCUUCAGCCGAAGCCCAACCUCGAUCCUGCGGUCUCUGCCAAAAUCCUCCUCAAGAAAUGAUAUCGUCUUCAUCGCCUUCAAACAACGAAGUUUUGAAGCUGGAUUCGUUGAAACAGGAGGUCACCAGAUUGAAGUGCGAUAAGUUGGAUUUGCUGAGACAGAAUGUGACAUGUCAACGUGACAUCAAACGUCUCAGAGAACGUGAAUUGGCACUUCAAGGAGAUUUGGCAGCAGCCGGUAAAGAAAUUCUUCGCCUGCAAGAUUUGUUAAAGGACAGCGCUUAUAAUGUUAACAGUUGUGGAAUUCAAGAAACGAAUGGUCUUAAUCAUAUGUCAUCGUUAUAA
Ctenocephalides felis (cat flea) is the source of this 2629-nucleotide messenger RNA. Its product is annotated as rap1 GTPase-activating protein 1-like. Gene Ontology annotation, molecular function: protein binding; GTPase activator activity. Gene Ontology annotation, cellular component: cytoplasm. Gene Ontology annotation, biological process: regulation of small GTPase mediated signal transduction; activation of GTPase activity. NCBI's taxonomy places the organism in Eukaryota, Metazoa, Arthropoda, Insecta, Siphonaptera, Pulicidae. The record is from RefSeq and is a predicted model, not a curated record.